CAUCGCAGCCCGCGCCGAGAGACUUCCUUUUCGAUAUACCACCCACCUGCCCGCGGCUCUUGGUUUGCUUGGGAUCUCCCCGGAUACGCCGCUCUCUACCGACUGAACCAUGACCUCCCACCGCGAAGGCAUCUUUAUCAAGGGUCUCUGGGUCGACAAGAGCCCUCUGCCCGAGGAUAUCCCCCAUGUGGAUGAAGUCGGCCUGACCUCGGCGCCCCUGGCCUCGAUGUCGUUCUUCUUUGCGACGUUCUGCAAGGAUUACUCUGAGGAUUUCAUGCUCUGCAAAAAGGACAACCCCGAUCCAAAGGCCUGCCUAAAGGAGGGACGAAAGGUCACCCGCUGUGCCAUCGAUCUGAUCCAGAAGCUCAAGGAUAACUGCGAGGAGACCUGGACCAAGCACUGGCAGUGCCUCGAUAUGAACAACCAGCACUUCUGGCAAUGCCGAAAAGAAGAAGCCCAGCUCAACGACUGUGUCUUCAAGAAGCUGGGUUUGACAAAAACCAUUCCUGAAACCCCCGAGGACCAGAUCCCCAUCCACCUCAAGCCCAACCCGCUGUUCAAGUAGACGUGCCGCAGUGUAUUUUGAAAUCGUGGGCACCCCGCAACUUCGAGAAUACAGCCUAAUCCGCGCAAAACAGCCUCUCCUCCGUUCGGGACACAGCGUCGCAUAUGUCUGAUCGCUGGUCGCUUUGCGGCUCAUGGAUACGACAGCGCCGAAUGCGUGCAUCUUUCCUGCUGCUGCCGGCUGUCAAGAACGCAGACCCAGCGGAUCUGUCGUCCCGUGCAUUCCCCAGAUCGCGUGCCAUAUGGCCCAUUGACCAACACGCCAUGGAAGUACUUUGUGGGCUA
Polychytrium aggregatum is the source of this 849-nucleotide messenger RNA. RefSeq lists its product as uncharacterized. The transcript has 3 exons. Gene Ontology annotation, biological process: mitochondrial electron transport, NADH to ubiquinone. NCBI's taxonomy places the organism in Eukaryota, Fungi, Chytridiomycota, Chytridiomycetes, Polychytriales. The coding region runs from base 110 to 565 and encodes 151 amino acids. The record is from RefSeq and is a predicted model, not a curated record.